This is a messenger RNA of Physella acuta, 686 nucleotides long. RefSeq names its product mitochondrial fission process protein 1-like. Gene Ontology annotation, biological process: mitochondrial fission. The record is from RefSeq and is a predicted model, not a curated record. Gene Ontology annotation, cellular component: mitochondrion. NCBI's taxonomy places the organism in Eukaryota, Metazoa, Mollusca, Gastropoda, Physidae.
UGCACAUUGCUAUCAAAAACUGUGCACCAACACACACUAAACAAACACAAACAAAAUGGCGGGCCACGAUCCUUUUCGGCAGAUGCCUGUUCGUCUGCUAGGCUACGGGGUCCCGGUCGGCGACCUGUUAAGCAUGACCUAUGGGGAUGUGAACGCCUCACCUUUCUACCUGGUCGGCGAGUUCUUCAUCUGGGGCCACUGUUUCCAUCGGGCUCUCAGGGCGUACAAUAUCUCAGAGAACCGAUUCAUGUCGGCUUUCCUCCCUUGCUACGAGACCAAUGCUGUUGUCGCCCUGUUCGACACUUUCAUCUGGGAGGUGUUGGCGUCCUACCUGAUACCAUCCCUGACGUCAACAUGUGUUUACUGGCUGGUGGACUCCCUCCUAUCCGGCUCCACCCGCAGCAGAUCCCACCGACCAAUCCCCUUCCUCUUCGCCCUGAUUACAAUCCCCCUACUGCGGGCCACAGUGGACCAGGGCGUGGACCGACUCAUGCACGAACUGAUACGACCCAUGUACGCCACCAAGGGAGACAUCUUGGCCAGCUUCUAGAGUUCUCAAGUUUUUUCCUUGCGGCCCGGGGGUUCCCCCUCCCCCGUCACUGUCUGUUAAAAUUGGAAUCACUAACCUUGAUCUACAUAUUCGCCAUUAUGUGCUUCAGCAGAAAAAGUUAUGUUUGAAAAUGUUC